Molecule: messenger RNA, 618 nt
Organism: Sebastes umbrosus (honeycomb rockfish)
Lineage: Eukaryota; Metazoa; Chordata; Actinopteri; Perciformes; Sebastidae
Product: polyadenylate-binding protein-interacting protein 2-like
Exons: 3
Coding region: 196-603 (135 amino acids)
Biological process (GO): negative regulation of translational initiation
Cellular component (GO): cytoplasm
Molecular function (GO): mRNA regulatory element binding translation repressor activity
Source: RefSeq, a predicted model, not a curated record
GGAGUGACGUCAGAGAUGUAAACAAACAGAGGCAGCCCGGCGGCCAUGACAGUCCAGAGGAGUCAACACGGAGUGACCGUCUGGUCCGCUGCCGAGGAAUCACCGAAUAACCCGGUUAAAUACCGGUUAUAACCCGGUUAUCAGGUCGGACCGGACCUUAGAGACCGAGGCUGAGUGUCGGAGGACCGCGGGGACAUGAAGGACCCGAGACUCAGCAACAUCAGCAGCAACAUGACGAUCAGUAACGAGGUGAUUCUGAGCAGCCAGCUCGGUUCCGAUGAAGACCCGUUCGCUGAGUACAUGUGGAUGGAGAACGAGGAGGAGUUCAACCGGCAGGUGGAGGAGGAGCUUUGGGAGGAGGAGUUCAUCGAGCGUUGUUUCCAGGAGAUGCUGGAGGAGGAGGAGCAGUGGGAGUGGUUCAUCCCGUCCAGAGACCUCCCUCAGCUGCAGGACCAGAUCAGCCUGCUGGUUCUGGACGCCGACGAAGACUUCGAUGUCGUGGUGAGUUCACGGUCCGCUUCGCCACCCCCAUCGGGUGCUGUCGUUUCCGAGCUACCAACGAUCUGCCAUGACGACGGCGACAGAAAAAUAGGCAGCAGUUAGUUUCAUAAUCACUUA